CGGCAACAAAGCCUUUUCUUCCUUCCUUUCCAUUCAAUGGCUACCUCCUUCUGCUCCUUCAACGUUCCAAAAUCCCAAGACCCACCAAAACCCCUCAACCCAUCUCUCCAAAACCCACCAUCUCCUCCUCUUCAUCUCCAUAACCAAAACCACUCCUCCAAGCUCGUCAUCACCGGUCCUUCAAAGCUCUCCGGCCACGUCGCCAUAAGCGGCUCCAAGAACUCCUCGCUACCGAUUCUCGCCGCGACCCUUUUCUGCUCCGGAACUUCGAAGCUCGCCAACGUGCCCUGCUUGUCGGACACUCGCGCCAUGGCUUCCGUUUUGGCCUCUCUCGGCGCUGAAGUUCAAGUUUUGGGCGAUGAAAUAUUGGUUAAUGCCGAUGGUGUACGGUCGGUGGAGCCUUGUCCGGACGAGAUCCGGAUGCGAGGUGGGUUCUUCGUCAUUGGGCCGUUGCUGGCCCGGUUCGGCGCCGCCGCGGUCGCCUUGCCUGGCUGCGACAUUGGGGCUCGUCCGGUUGAUUUGUAUGUUCAAGGACUCAGGGCUCUCGGUGCUGUUGUGGAAUUGAGGGAUGGGAAAGUUCAAGCAUAUGCUGCAAAUGGGAGAGGACUGGUAGGGGGCACGUUCCAACUUGAUUAUCCCAGUGUUGGAGCAACCGAAACUCUUAUGAUGGCCGCGUGUCUAGCCGAUGGAGUGACUCUACUUUCAAAUGUUGCAAAAGAACCUGAGGUGGUUGCUCUUGCUCGUUUUCUGAUAGAAAGUGGGGCCUGUAUAGAGGGAGCAGGAAGUAACAAGAUUGUUAUUAAGGGAAAGUCUUGGCUGCAUGGCUCUGAAUGUAAAAUUGAUCCUGAUCGUAUUGAAACGGGCACAUUUAUGCUAGCUGCUGCUAUCACUCGCUCGUGCAUCUCUAUGUCACCGGUCAUUCCUUCUCACGUCUCGUGUUUGACGGAAAAACUCCGCGCUGCUGGUUGCAAAAUCAGACAACGGUCUCACGACACAUUGGAAAUUUUGGCGGUCUCCACUGAUGGUGCAAACUUGAAUGGUUUCAAUGUAAAGACAGGGCCAUUUCCUGCUUUUCCUACAGAUCUCCAACCUCAAACAAUGGCUCUGCUCACCACCUGUAAUGGUUCCAGUAUUGUUGAGGAAUCUGUUUUUAACAAGCGGAUGGGUCAUGCAAAUGAACUUCUCAAGCUUGGAGCAAGAAUUCAGGUUUGUGGGAGCACUGCUUUGGUUCUUGGGAAGGAUAAAGGAAGCUUGUUGUCUGGUUCUUCCCCCAUUGCAAAAGACUUGAGAGGUGGGAUGUCAUUGGUAUUAGCAGGAUUGGCUGCAACGGGUAACACUGAGAUCAGUGGUGUUUCUCACAUUGACCGGGGUUACGAAAAUAUAGAUGCAAAGCUUCAAAGUCUGGGAGCUGAUGUCAAAAGAUUGAUACCUCUUACUUGUUCGGAAUCGCAAUGAGGUUAUCAGCUUCGUCACUUGAUAACUGAGAUUUAUCAUCGUUAUUUUCACGUUGAAGCCGUUUCAUUUAUAAUCAUAUUCCAACUAUUGACAGCUGCUCUCAGGUCCUAGGAAAAUAUUGAUCUUGCAAUAUGAUUCAUGACACAUGUAAACAUUGGAGAUCAAUGAAUAGAUCAUUGUCAUGACUCAUGAGUAUAUUGAGAGCAAUAAAGAAAACGGUCAGUACCUGAAACAGUUUGAUGAAAAGCAAUGAAACUGUGAUGAAGUCUUGGUAUUCCUUCCCGUGCUUUGUAAUUUGCUGCUCAUCGAUGAACGGAUGCUCUUAGAGGUUCCUUGAGGAUACAGCUUAGUGCAUAGACUACCACUCCAAGCCUUGCCCCCAAAGUAUUCCCUGUACGCUAUGUGCUCAUCGUCGAAUGAGCGAAAACAACAGCUUACUGAGCUGCUUACCUUAAGAAAAUAGGCAAGCAAAAUUUUUGGUGUUCUGGCUAGGAUCUGAGUGUAGAAAUUGGCUGCUGAAUGAGACAAUGUUCUCAAUUUUUUUUUUUUUUUUUUUGGUAGCAAGACACUAUAAUUGUAUGUAUAGCUUAACUGGAAUGUGUAACUUGUUGAGGGAGAUUUACUUCGGAGGCAUAAUCCACAGGCACAUUUUUUUUCUUGUG
Morus notabilis is the source of this 2117-nucleotide messenger RNA. RefSeq names its product UDP-N-acetylglucosamine 1-carboxyvinyltransferase. Gene Ontology annotation, molecular function: UDP-N-acetylglucosamine 1-carboxyvinyltransferase activity. The record is from RefSeq and is a predicted model, not a curated record. Lineage: Eukaryota; Viridiplantae; Streptophyta; Magnoliopsida; Rosales; Moraceae. Gene Ontology annotation, biological process: UDP-N-acetylgalactosamine biosynthetic process.